Cricetulus griseus (Chinese hamster) is the source of this 1881-nucleotide messenger RNA. The record is from RefSeq and is a predicted model, not a curated record. Lineage: Eukaryota; Metazoa; Chordata; Mammalia; Rodentia; Cricetidae.
AUGGGGAGUUCUGGAAGAAAUGAUCCCAGGGGAAUUAGCCUGGAGUUUGAGGAGAUUAGAAUAUUCAUCCCUCUCAAGAGACCUGAGGGAGGUGUGGAGGAGGAAGCAAAUGGCCCCCUGUCAGCCGAUGGGAGUCCAGCAGCCUUCCUGCUCAGCCUCAUUCUAGAGCCAGGCAGGGUUUCAUUGGCUUUCUACCUGGAGAGCCCAGGUGCCAAGCAGCUGCCCAAUAUGUUCGGUGACCUUCGAUCAACAUUUAUUGCCUUGAUGAUUGGAUCCUAUGCUUCCUCAGCAGUUACCUUCCCGGGAAUCAAGCUCAUCUACGAUGCUGGUGCCUCCUUCAUUGUCAUCCUGGUGGUCUGGGCUGGCUGUUCUGGCCUGGUCUUCCUCAACUGUUUCUUCAACUGGCCACUAGAACCCUUCCCAGGACCAGAGGACAUGGACUACUCGGUGAAGAUCAAGUUCAGCUGGCUGGGCUUUGACCACAAGAUCACAGGGAAGCAGUUCUACAAGCAGGUGACCACAGUGGGGCGCCGCCUGAGCGUGGGUAGCUCCAUGAGGAGUGCCAAGGAGCAGGCUGCGCUGCAGGAGGGCCACAAGCUGUGCCUGUCCACCGUUGACCUGGAGGUGAAGUGCCAGCCUGAUGCUGCAGCGGCCCCCUCGUUCAUGCACAGUGUGUUCAGCCCCAUCCUGCUGCUCAGCCUGGUUACCAUGUGUGUCACACAGCUGCGGCUCAUCUUCUACAUGGGGGCCAUGAACAGUAUCCUUGAGUUCUUGGUCAGCGGGGACCAGAAGACAGGUACCCCUCCACGCAGUUUGGUAGUCUUACAGGACUGCAGUCCCUGGUCAGUGCGCUCUUUGCUCUCCUGCAGCAGCCACUGUUUCUGGCCAUGAUGGGUCCUCUCGGAGGAGACCCUCUCUGGGUGAACGUGGGUCUGCUCAUCGUGAGCAUGCUAGGCUUCUGCCUGCCACUUUACCUGAUUUGCUACCGGCGCCAGCUGGAGAGGCAGCUUCAACAGAAGAGGGAAGACAGCAAGCUGUUCCUUAAGGUCAAUGGCUCAUCCAACCGGGAGGCUUUCGUGUAGGGCCCGCCUACCGCCUCAGAGCUGUGGCCUCCUGCCCGUGCUUCAGUGACUUGGCCUCUGUCAUCUCCCCGCCCCAGAGGAUCCCAUGUGCUCCCUGGAUCCUGCCUUUCACCACACUGGAGCCCACACUUCCUCACAAAGCCUGGCCCUGCCCUGGAGUGCUGGUGUGGAAGGACAGGAGAGAGCCCAGGACAAAUGAGCCUCCCACUGCCAGAAACUGGGCUGGCCUGGCCUAGCUGUCGCCCCAGGGGUUCUGGGGUCUUGGAUCUCCAUGGGGCCUGUACCUGGAGCCAAGGGGAGUCCCCAGCAAGCAGGCUCUGCCUCACUGAUCUGGAUUCUGCCUCUUGCCAAAGCAGAGGGGCCUGCCAUCCUCUCCCCACACUACCUGUCCCUGAGCUGCAUGCCCACCAACCACGCCUACCUGAGGACAAAGGCUUGCACUGUCUGCACUCCCCUCUCCUGGCCCCUUACCUCCCCUGGCCAGUCUGUGGCUGCCUGAGGAAGGAAGGACCCGCUUCCUGUUGUUGGUGCUAACCCCUUUGUAAUCCCAGUACCCCCCCCCCAUGACUAGUCCCUGGUCUGUCCUUCCCUUGAAGGCCUGUGGAGAUGACAACACCGCCCCCCCCCCCCAUCUCAGUCUGGGGAAGGGAUGGAGGACAGAAUAGUUAUACAAAGCCUCAAGAGCCACGGGCAAGGCUUCUUCCUUAGACUGGAGGAAGUACAUUUCAACUGCCACCCUUGUUCCAGCCUGCAACCUGAAGGGAACUGAGGGGACGUCACAAGAGCACCCUUCCACCCA